AAUACAUCAUGGCUUUUGCUACAUAACAGGACAAACUUCACGGUUGUUUUGAUUUUGACUUUGACAAGUAAUCAGUGACGUUCGUUUUGUGUACGUUUCAAAUUAUUUCAAUUCUCUGUUUUGAAAAAAAAAUUACCUAAAAUUCUAAAAUGGAAGGCUCACUUUUGGAACCAAUGCUUUACACUGUGAAGGGUAUCGCUAUUUUGGACCUGGAUGGUAGCAGAAUUCUGGCCAAAUAUUACGACAAAAACGUCUUUCCAACAGCCAAAGAGCAAAAGGCCUUCGAGAAGAAUCUUUUCAAUAAGACUCACAGAGCAGACGGCGAAAUCAUCAUGCUGGAUGGGCUCACUUGCGUUUACAAAAGCAACGUGGAAUUGUUCUUUUACGUUAUGGGAAGUUCUAAUGAAAAUGAGGUAAGGAACUUGCUUUUUCAAUGUUCAUCAUCUUCAAAGUAUUCAAAAAUCUAAAUCAUAAGGUAAA
This is a messenger RNA of Ceutorhynchus assimilis (cabbage seed weevil), 480 nucleotides long. The record is from the annotation of a GenBank genome assembly. NCBI's taxonomy places the organism in Eukaryota, Metazoa, Arthropoda, Insecta, Coleoptera, Curculionidae.